Frieseomelitta varia is the source of this 3639-nucleotide messenger RNA. RefSeq names its product ionotropic receptor 25a (gene Ir25a). Gene Ontology annotation, cellular component: postsynaptic membrane; plasma membrane. Gene Ontology annotation, molecular function: transmitter-gated monoatomic ion channel activity involved in regulation of postsynaptic membrane potential; glutamate-gated receptor activity. The record is from RefSeq and is a predicted model, not a curated record. Bases 703 to 3477 code for a protein of 924 amino acids. Gene Ontology annotation, biological process: monoatomic ion transport; synaptic transmission, glutamatergic; modulation of chemical synaptic transmission. The transcript has 5 exons. Lineage: Eukaryota; Metazoa; Arthropoda; Insecta; Hymenoptera; Apidae.
AAUCAAUUUCGUUACGAACGAUGUGAUCACGAUCGCCAGCCACGAGGAUAUCGAUAUCGAAAUGAAAGUUUCAAACGGACGUGUAUGAAUGUGUACGUACACGUGACAAGAGGAAACUAACGAUCUAGUGGUCAAUUACGAGAUAACGAUAACUGACGGCACGCGAGGCCGGACAUGCAAAUUCUUCGCGCGGUGACUCGGCAUGUCGUACGUACGUGCUCCGCGAUUACUUUCCUCGCGGCCGCGCGAGAUGGCCGACGAUCGAGAAUUUGGUCGAAAAACUGACGGAAGCGAACGUGGAGACGAGCUGCGUUGAUAGGAAGAAUUGAUUAGGUCAUCCCCGCGGCAACCGUUGGACAAACACGAUGAAACAGAGAGGAAGCCUGGCUUUCGGUUUCAAGACCAGCCUUAGUUGCUUGACCGAUUUCCGCACGCGAUAUCCCGACCUCGAGACGCAUCGCGUACACGAUCGAAACCAACUGACCAAUUACUCAGCCUGGGGAAAUUAGCUGCAAUUUCGACGCUGCACUUUUUUUUCUUCUCUGCCCUCUCUCUGCCAUCCGAUAAGAGGAAUCAUUUCGACGAACUUUCGAGCAAGUUGAAGAGUAAUUAAAAAAAGGGGGGGGGAGAGGGGGCGAGAUUUUCUAAGAGUGGAAUUUAAAAAUUCACGAUCAUUGGAACUGGUAUUGGAACGUGUUUGGAAUGAGACUCGUGGGAUUCGCGAUCGCCGUGUGCGGUUACCUUGGAUUUUGCGGGGAAUUCGCGGUUCGCGCGCAGGAGAAUACGACGAGCGACCGAGGACCUACGAGGACGAGACCCGUUAAUCUUUUAAUUAUCAACGAGGGAAGCAACAGAGUUGCAAACAGUAGCGUGAUAUCGGCGUUGGAGACGAUCAAAGAAAAAUAUCCGAGUCAUUUGGGGAAGGUGUGGAGCGUGCAAGUGAAUGAAUCCGAUGUAAACGACACCCUCGAUCGUAUUUGCGGUGCUUGGGAUUCAGCGGUGGAAAUAGGUGGGACCAGAGUCCCGGACAUGGUGAUAGAUACGACGACGGCCGGUCUGGCUGCCAAGAUAUCUAACUCAUUCACAGCUGCUCUAGGAAUCCCCACGUUAUCCGCUCAAUACGGUCAAGAAGGGGAUCUUCUGUACUGGAGGAACUUGAACAUGGAUCAGCAGGGAUAUCUGAUUCAAGUAAUGCCACCGGCAGAUUUAAUACCGCAAGCAAUCAGAGAGCUGUGCAUUCAACUGAACAUUUCAAACGCCGCGAUUCUGUAUGAUCAGAACUUCGUCAUGGAUCACAAGUACAAGAGUCUGUUGUUGAACGUGGCGACCAGGCACGUGAUCAACGAAAUCGAUCUAGAGGUAGCGGAAAUGAAAGCGCAGCUGUCCACCUUACGGGACUUGGACAUAGUGAACUAUUUCGUCCUAGGUGACGAAAAUAUCAUCGACGCGGCUCUGGAAAUCGCGGAAGCCUCGAACUUCACCGGCAAGAAGUACGGUUGGUUUUUAUUGACCCCGGAGAUCGACGUUUCGCCGAACUGCGACUGUAAAAAUAUCAGCGCCCUGUUCAUGAGGCCAGAAUUCAGCAAGAAAACUCCAACGACCGGACCUUCGUUGCCGAAACCGGUUAUUUCUUCCGCGUUCUAUUACGACCUGGUGCAACUCGGUGUCCACGCGAUGAAAUCGGCCUUGGAUAACGGGGAUUGGCCAAUGGAGCCUAAGCACAUCACCUGCAACGAGUAUGAUAAUACCAAUACUCCGAGAAGGAAGCUGAACUUUUUCAAUAGAUUAAAGGAAGCUUACAAGAAUAUGACACCGACUUACGCCGGGAUUAAAUGGGGCUCGAAGAAUGGAGAACACCAGGCCAAGUUUGAGAUGUCUGUUCGUUUGGUGGAUAUAAAAGAUGGGGUUGUUUCGAACAACAUCGAGGGUGGGUCUUGGAACGCGAGCAUCUCAACGCCACUGCAGAUAACGAACAACGACGUGAUGAACAUCACAGCGGUGAAGAGCUACCGUGUGGUUACCAUGCUUCAGCCGCCAUUUGUGAUGUACAACGCGGACAACAACGAGUACUACGGUUUCUGUAUCGACCUGCUGAACGAGAUCAAAGACACGGUGAAAUUUCAGUACGAGAUACGAGAGGUCGACGACAAAGAAUUUGGGAAUUUAAGUCCGAAUGGGACGUGGAACGGGAUGAUGAAGGAGCUGAUCGAGAAACGAGCCGACAUCGCUCUUGGUUCGUUGUGGGUCACGGCCGAGAGGGAAAGGAUAGUCGAUUUCACGGUGCCUUACUACGAUCUCGUCGGUCUGUCCAUCAUGAUGCUGAAAACGAAAACCACCACCUCGCUGUUUAAAUUCCUCACGGUGCUGGAGAACGAGGUGUGGUUCUGUAUUUUGGCCGCUUAUCUUUUCACCAGUGUCCUGUUGUGGAUCUUUGAUCGUUGGUCGCCGUACAGCUACCAGAACAACCGGGAGAAGUACAAGAACGACGACGAGAAAAGGGAGUUCAACUUGAGGGAGUGUUUCUGGUUUUGCAUGACCUCGUUGACGCCGCAGGGUGGCGGAGAAGCCCCGAAAAAUCUCUCCGGACGACUGGUCGCUGCUACUUGGUGGCUGUUCGGAUUCAUAAUCAUCGCCUCGUACACGGCGAAUCUGGCUGCGUUCUUGACCGUGUCCAGGCUGGAAAUUCCAAUCGAGACGUUGGAGGAUCUCAGCAAGCAAUAUAAGAUUCAAUACGCACCGGUGUUGAACUCCUCGGCUUACGUUUACUUCAAAAGAAUGGCUGCCAUUGAGUGGAAGUUCUACUACAUCUGGAAGAACAUGAGUCUUAAUGAUAAUUUGUCGGAUAUAGAGAGGGCUGAACUGGCAGUGUGGGACUACCCCGUUAGUGACAAAUACACAAAAAUGUUGCAAGCCAUGGAGGAGGCUGGUUUUCCUGAUUCCAUUGAAGAAGCGGUACAACGAGUUCGACGUCUCAAAACGAACAACGAAUUCGCUUAUAUUGGAGAUUCAACGAUUAUUAAAUACCUUACUAUGACGAACUGCGACCUGGUUCAAGUGGGCGAGGAUUUUUCGAGGAAACCUUACGCUAUCGCCGUUCAACAGGGAUCGCCAUUGAAGGACGCGUUUAACAAUGCAAUUCUGACACUAUUGAACAAGAGGAAAUUGGAAAAAUUAAAGGACAAGUGGUGGAAAAAGAACCCAGAGAGAAAAGACUGCGAUGCAGAGAACAGUCAGAGCGACGGUAUAAGCAUUCAGAAUAUCGGAGGCGUGUUCGUAGUUAUAUUUAUAGGUAUUAUUUUUGCUUGUUUCACAUUGGCCUUUGAAUAUUGGUACUAUCGACAUCGUACAAAGAUUACGAAGAUUGAUCGAAACAGCAUUACCAAAGGCAAAGUCACGCAAGUGAAACCGCUCAGAUUCAAUUUACAGCCGGCGCCUACGCACGGUUUUCAGAAUACCCAUCUCAGACCAAGAUUUUGAAUGUUUAUGACAAAGAAAAAAAAAAAAAGAUAUUCACGAAUCGAUCGAUUGUGUAUUACAGGUAUGCUGUACCUCGAUGUCAAUGCCUAUUGCUAUUUAGUAAUAGUCAAAUAAAAACGAAAAGAAGAUAAUGGAUAAAAAUGAACAAUCUUUUUAUCAUAA